UGAACACACACACACACACACACACACACACACGCAUACACACACACACACACACACAGUCCCGGUUCCUCCACAGUCCUUCAGCAUGUCGUCCACUGAGCGCACAGACCUGGGCCGGGCGCUCUGCAUCAUCACCGGGGCCUCCAGAGGCUUUGGCCGGGCUGUAGCGAGGGACAUGUCUCGGUUGGUGAAGCCGGGCUCGGUGCUCGUUCUGGCGGCCCGCUCCGCCGACGACCUGCGGGCUCUGCAGGCGGAGCUGGCCGAGUCGGAGGCAGGUAAAGCGGGGCUGGUGGUCGAGUGUGUGGUGGCGGACCUGGGUCAGGUGGAAGGACCGGAGAGCGUCGUCAGAGCAUCCAAAGCAGCCUUUUCUGAGGGUGUAGAGCACAUUAUCCUGGUCAACAACGCCGCCUCUCUCGGUGACGUGUCCCGCUACACCAAAUGUUUCACCGACAUGACCGAGGUGGACUCUUACUUGUCUCUCAAUGUCAGCUCCUCCCUGUGCCUCACCGCCGGCAUCCUGCAGGCCUUCCCGCAGCGUCCAGGUCUGCAGCGGACUGUGAUCAACAUCACCUCGCUGUGCGCCCUGCAGCCUUUCCCCUCCUGGGUGCUGUACUGCACCGGCAAGGCAGCCAGAGAGAUGAUGUUCAAGGUGCUGGCUGAAGAGGAGCCAGACCUGAGGGUGCUCAACUACUCUCCAGGGCCUCUGGACACAGCCAUGCAGGAGGCGGCCAGAUCCAGAACAGCUGAUCCCAGCAUCAGGAAGUCUUUUUCAGACAUGUUCUCUCAGGGCCAGCUGCUCACCUGUGAGGCGUCCUGCACCAAGCUGAUGAAGCUGCUGCUGGAAGACACGUACACAUCAGGAGCUCACGUCGACAUCUAUGACCUCUAGACACAGCACGAGUACUCGCAGCCAGAUUAUUUAUAAAUGUGCCUUGAUUUUAAAUGGAACUCUAUUAAUUUAUACAUCUUAAUGACUGCAGUUGUAAGUGAAGUUGAGUCUGCAGUCAGUCUAUAGGUUGUAGCCCUCUGUUGUUAAAUAGACCAAUAUAAUAAUAUUUUUGAUAUUGCCGUUAGAAGUUGCUAAAGUCUGAAACUAUCAAGUCAUAUAGGCUUUAAAGUGUGAAGAACACACUUUAAAAAAAGCGUGGUAGGUAACAAGAUGGCUGGUCUGAGCACUCCCAAGAUCAUAGUGAUCAUCUCCAGCUCACAGGACAUCAUCAUACAGGACAUGACCUGUAAUUUCUGCCACUACGGUGUCUUUCACAGCAAAACAGUAACAAUAAGAGGAAGUUUGACGACAAAGUAGUUAUCUUCACCACCAUUGCAGUCAGCUUCUCCCUACCUUUUAUUGCCUUCCUCCUCUCCAAAACAAACAGACCCACUGAUUAAAACUGCUAAAAACACUGAAUAAAGCAGUUCCACCUUAAAAAUCACUGCUUCUCCCACACUGUUGGACAGACAGAGGACGUCCCGGAGGGGCUGUGAGCCGAGCUGCUGCUAACAUUAGCUCAGAUUGUUUCUCUGAUAACUUUAGAUCCAGACGUCUGAUGACUAAAAUCCUUCAUCCAGUUUAAAUCUAGGGUUAGGGGGCAUUUCUGCCUUUAUUAGAUAGUGAUAGAGAUACAGGCAGGAGAUGCAGGGAGAGAAAAAGGAGUAUGUCAUGCAACAGAGAUUCCCAGCUGGAAUCACAUAAUUACAGGUUGUGCGUCUUCAGCGCUAGGCCUUCAUGAUGAAUAAAAGCUUUUAUAAGAAACCAAAACUAUAAUGUUGUUUAAAAAAAAUGCUAAUGGACUGCAAAGAAACUACAAUAAUAUGUUGUAAACCAAAGACCAAAAUGAGAAAUGAAGACCGUACACAAUAUGCCAAAACCUAAAUAAACAAACAAAUUAUGAACAAAAAACAUGAAGAGUUAGUUAAGCCAGGUCUCUUCCCAUUUACAUUAAGUGGCACCAGAUGAGUUGGUGGGUGGGGUUUAGGGAAUGUUGAGUGUCAAUCAUUUGAUAAUUAGCCUAUAGCACUGAUUAAGACAACUUCAUUUCAAAACAGGACCAAAAUCCAACAUCAUGGAUGAAUUUCACUGUGCUGCUUUUUAUGUUACAGGACCUGAUCUGUGAAACUGUCCUCAGGUCAGAGGGAAACUGUGGCUGUAUCUGUGCUGUUAUUCUGUGGUUGAUUUCAAUCAUAUCCAGCCCCCCCUCUGUGCUAUUGAGGGCUUGUCUUGUCAAAAAUGGGUGGUUAUUUUAUCAGUUGAUAUUGAGACUGAUGUUCUUGUUGUGCUGUGACCCCAAUCUGUGUCCUACAUUUCAGUGAAGUCUGGAGGUUGUAGUUUUUAGGUGCCUUACUUUGGAUGUAAACUAUGUUAACGAGAUUCUGUAUUUUCUGAAUAGUUAGAUUAGUGGUUAAUGCCGCUGAGCCCAUGUGAGAGAAAAUGUUUUACUCUUUAUGUCCCACUCAAAUAUUUUUCACACAUUCCUCAAUGUGUCUUAUAUUUUUUAAUAUUGAUAGGAAAUUAUUGCUUUGUACACGCUUUCCUUGUUCAAAUCAGUUUUGUAAACUUGUAACUGUAUAUUACAGAAAUGUAAUACUGAG
This is a messenger RNA of Dicentrarchus labrax (European seabass), 2589 nucleotides long. It is a transcript of the gene spra, whose product is annotated as sepiapterin reductase a. The coding region runs from base 86 to 889 and encodes 267 amino acids. The record is from RefSeq and is a predicted model, not a curated record. The transcript has 3 exons. NCBI's taxonomy places the organism in Eukaryota, Metazoa, Chordata, Actinopteri, Moronidae. Gene Ontology annotation, molecular function: sepiapterin reductase (NADP+) activity. Gene Ontology annotation, biological process: tetrahydrobiopterin biosynthetic process.